GCCCCCCCCCCCAGUCUGGGGCUCCGGGUAAAGUUUCAGCCUCCGCACGUGACUCGCCAUGGCCGCUGCGUUCGCCCAGCGCCCCUGAGCCGCGGCCCCCCGGACGGCUGCUCUCCGGGGACCCCGCACCUCUGACGCCGGGCGGCACCGAGGCGCAGGGUCCGGCAAUCGCCGCGCCCGCGGGCUCUGGACGGAGCGCGUCCCCGCUGCGAGCAUCACAGGACAUGACCCCCCCAGCCGCCUAGCUGGGACCCAGCUGGGAGAGGCAUCCUUCUCCGCAUCCUGAAGGCCAGCUCUGGACCUCUCCGGGGAAGCUGCCAGCUCACAGAACUACUUGACCAAACCACCGGUUUGGGGGAAACCCCCAAUUUACCUGCCCCCCCCCACUAGUGUGGGGGGCUCCAGGGUUCUGAGAUUAGCCUUCUGGCUUUGGGAAGCAGCUCCAGGACAGAAGGGGGGGUUGGGUCAACACCCAAACCCCCUCUGGGCCCAGGCCCCAUGCCCGGAGAAGGGGCGGCCUGAAGCCGGCAGGAGUCCCCCCCUCCAAGAUAGCCUGCCUACUCUGCUGACUGUGGCUACCUGGCAUGGCAAGCAACAGCAGUUCCUGCCCGACGGCUGGGGGAGGGCACCUCAGUGGGUACCCAGUGCCCCCCUACGCCUUCUUCUUCCCCCCUAUGCUGGGUGGACUGUCUCCGCCAGGUGCUUUGACUUCUCUCCAGCACCAGCUUCCAGUCAGUGGCUACAGCACGCCCUCCCCAGCCACUAUUGAGACCCAGAGCAGCAGUUCAGAGGAGAUCGUGCCCAGCCCCCCCUCGCCACCCCCUCUCCCCCGUAUCUACAAGCCCUGCUUUGUCUGUCAGGACAAGUCCUCAGGCUACCACUAUGGGGUCAGUGCCUGUGAGGGCUGCAAGGGCUUCUUCCGACGCAGCAUCCAGAAGAACAUGGUGUACACGUGUCACCGGGACAAGAAUUGCAUCAUCAACAAGGUGACCCGAAACCGCUGCCAGUAUUGCCGGCUGCAGAAGUGCUUCGAAGUGGGCAUGUCCAAGGAGUCUGUGAGGAACGACCGGAACAAGAAGAAGAAGGAGGUUCCCAAGCCCGAGUGCUCUGAGAGUUACACACUGACGCCCGAGGUGGGGGAGCUCAUCGAGAAGGUGCGCAAAGCGCACCAGGAGACCUUCCCUGCCCUCUGCCAGCUGGGCAAAUACACUACGAACAACAGCUCAGAACAACGUGUCUCUCUGGACAUUGACCUCUGGGACAAGUUCAGUGAACUCUCCACCAAGUGUAUCAUUAAGACUGUGGAGUUCGCCAAGCAGCUGCCCGGCUUCACCACCCUCACCAUUGCUGACCAGAUCACCCUCCUCAAGGCUGCCUGCCUGGACAUUCUGAUCCUGCGGAUCUGCACGCGGUACACGCCCGAGCAGGACACGAUGACCUUCUCGGACGGACUGACCUUGAACCGGACCCAGAUGCACAACGCAGGCUUUGGGCCCCUCACAGACCUGGUCUUCGCUUUCGCCAACCAGCUGCUGCCCUUGGAGAUGGAUGAUGCAGAGACCGGGCUGCUUAGCGCCAUCUGCCUCAUCUGUGGAGACCGGCAGGACCUGGAGCAGCCAGACAGAGUGGACAUGCUGCAGGAGCCAUUGCUGGAGGCGCUGAAGGUCUAUGUGCGGAAACGGAGGCCCAGCCGACCCCACAUGUUCCCCAAGAUGCUCAUGAAGAUCACGGACCUUCGAAGCAUCAGUGCUAAGGGAGCAGAGCGGGUAAUCACAUUGAAAAUGGAGAUCCCGGGCUCCAUGCCACCUCUCAUCCAGGAAAUGCUGGAGAACUCAGAGGGCCUGGACACUCUGAGCGGACAGUCGGGGGGUGGGGGGCGGGAUGGGGGCGGCAUGGCCCCCCCACCUGGCAGCUGCAGUCCCAGCCUCAGCCCCAGCUCUAACAGAAGCAGCCCAGCCACCCACUCCCCGUGACUGCUGUGGCCUGUGGACUCUGCCCUUGCCCCAAGCACUGGCUUUUCUCUGCCUUUAUACCAACCAUGCCACCCCUACCAGCCCUGCCCCCACCUACUCUUCCCCCUCCUGGGGGUUGGAAGGGAGGAGGCAGCGAUCUGGACGGAGGCCUGGCCUGCGGUGGACUGCUUGCUCCUUAGCCUGGGCUGACGUCAUGCCGGCGGCCAUGAGUGGAGUGAGGACCCCUGGUCCUGCGCCUUGGGAUGGGGCCUGGGGGCCUCGUGUUCAUCAAGACACCCCUCUGCCCGCCUCGCCACACCUUCAUCACCAGCAAACGCCAGGACCUGGCUCCCCCAUCCUCAGAACUUGCAAGCCAUUGCCCCCUGGUUGGGGACCCCCCCUGCCUUGGUUGGUGACAGAGGGGGUUGGGCCAGGGGUGGGGUGGGGGGGCUCCCCCUGUACAUACCCUGCCAUACCAACUCCCAGGUAUUCUCGCUGGUUUUGUUUUUAUUUUAAUUUUUUUUGUUUUGAAUUUUUUUAAAAAUAAGAAUUUUCAUUUAAAGCACAUUUAUACUGAAGGAAUCUGUGCUGUGUAUGGGGGGGGGAGCUGGAUCCAGAGCUGGAGGGGGGAUGGACCCCCUGGGAGGGAGGGGAGUAGCUCAGAAGGGGCUUCCCCUCUCUCAAUGUCCUUCUUCCCCCUUAGCCCUCCUCCCCAGCCUUUUCCUCCUCAGUUUUCUCUUUAAAACUGUGAAGUACUAACUUUUUGAGGCCUGCCCUCUCCUCUGUGCUGGGAAGCAGCCAGUCCCCUCUUCUCCAUCUGCCUAACCACUGGGUGUGGACAGUUUCAGGCAGUCUCCAGAAGGACAGGGCCCUUGGUGGGAGAGAUGGGGCAGGGGCAAAGCCAGGGGACCCUCAGACCAUGAGUGUGUUUCUCAGCCAGUGUCCUUGCUAGAGCUCCCCCUUCCCCAGUCGGGCCCAUAUCAUCCAAGCUUUCCAGCCCCCAAUUGUGAAUGGGCUGCCCAAGGGGUCCAAGCUGCCCCCACCCCUAGCCUCACAGCCACCAGCACCCGCCCACAGGGCCCCCAGACACACACACACACACACACACACACACACACACACACACACACACACACAGGCCAAUAAAUGCACUUGGCCUGAGUUCCUCCAUUUCUUUGGCCUACCCCUCCACUCCCUCCCCACACAACAGAACCCCCUCCUUGCCCCGCAGGACGGGCCUUCAGGGGGUCCCUUCUUCACACCCCUUGCACCCCCGGGUUGGGGAAGCUGGCUCUGCCUUCCUUGUUCCGGGGUUGGGGUCUCAUCUCCCCAGAGCCCGCUGGUGCACCUGUUACUGUUGGACUUUCCACUGAGAUCUACUGGAUAAAGAAUAAAGUUAUAUUUAUUCUA
Erinaceus europaeus (western European hedgehog) is the source of this 3362-nucleotide messenger RNA. It is a transcript of the gene RARA, whose product is annotated as retinoic acid receptor alpha. Gene Ontology annotation, cellular component: nucleus; transcription regulator complex. NCBI's taxonomy places the organism in Eukaryota, Metazoa, Chordata, Mammalia, Eulipotyphla, Erinaceidae. Bases 585 to 1973 code for a protein of 462 amino acids. Gene Ontology annotation, molecular function: zinc ion binding; RNA polymerase II cis-regulatory region sequence-specific DNA binding; nuclear glucocorticoid receptor binding. The record is from RefSeq and is a predicted model, not a curated record. The transcript is spliced from 9 exons. Gene Ontology annotation, biological process: regulation of transcription by RNA polymerase II; cellular response to corticotropin-releasing hormone stimulus; retinoic acid receptor signaling pathway.